Messenger RNA from Lasiodiplodia theobromae, 1482 nucleotides. Its product is annotated as S-adenosyl-l-methionine-dependent methyltransferase. Lineage: Eukaryota; Fungi; Ascomycota; Dothideomycetes; Botryosphaeriales; Botryosphaeriaceae. The coding region runs from base 1 to 1482 and encodes 493 amino acids. The transcript is spliced from 4 exons. Gene Ontology annotation, biological process: transcription initiation at mitochondrial promoter. Gene Ontology annotation, cellular component: mitochondrial matrix; mitochondrial DNA-directed RNA polymerase complex. The record is from RefSeq and is a predicted model, not a curated record. Gene Ontology annotation, molecular function: mitochondrial transcription factor activity.
AUGAAGCCGUGGGCGGGCGGCGGGGCGGGCGGUGAGGAUCCGAGCUUGGCCCUGCCGUCGAUCUGCCGCCGCGGCCAUCUACUCUUCUGCGUCGCCACUUCACUCGGCCUGCUUGCUGGUAUGAGCACGACUCGCGCCAUCUCGAAAGCUCAAAGUGCUUCGCGCGCGGCUAUUCUGCCCCUCGCUCGCCAGCUGGCCCAGCGCGACCGCCGCAAAGGCGCAACUGCAACGCGCGCUGACAUCGUGAGCCCAGCUCUCUGCGAUGAUAUCCUCUCAUACAUCGGUCCGUCGCUUGAAAAGUACAAGAACUGUGACAUCGUCGAUGUGAAUCCCGGCGCUGGCCUUUGGUCCUCCAAGAUUCACGAUUUUCUCAAACCGAGACGCCAUCUGUUGCUCGAAGUCGACGAUUUUUACACGCCUUGUCUGCAACCUCUACUCGAUGCGCCUGGCUCCAAGUACAUCCGUGGCCCUGCCACUGACAGUGUACUGUCGACCCUAGCUGGCUUUGAGCUACCACUCCAUCGCCAAGACCGCAUGCACCAGGUCGCAUUGUCAUUAUUGAAAGAAAGGGACGUCGAGGACGUUCAAGCCAAGUUGAGAGCAGACAUCCUUCCCGCACAGUCCCCUCUCGAAGAAAUGGCAGAGCUUGAGACUCGUCUGAAGUCCAAAGCUCCGCCAGUACCGAAUCGUGCCGUAUGGCUACAGCGGCUGAAGCAUUUGCAGAGCAACACAGAAAGAAACCUGAAGACCCUCCGGUGGAAACACGUCAGACUCAAAGAGCUGUGGGCCACGGCCGACGAGAUGCGCCAAUUGGAAAUGAUUGUUGUAGAUGAGAGUCGCCCCGCACAAGAGCGCCUAGCAGCGAAAGAGCACUGGGAAAAGCUCAAUGCCGAAUCUAAAGGAGCUGGACGCCGGGGUCCUACUUACAUACAACAAGCCUUAUUCAACGUCAUCGAUUCUCGCAGAGGUUUUUACCAGGACCCACCACUUCUGGCGUGGGAUGAUCGGCCUUUCGAACCCCUCACUACCGAGCCGCACGAGUUUUAUCCCCAACAGAGUUUAUGUCUUUUAGAUAGCAACCCCCAGCCUGCACCACAAGAAUUUUCUGAGGAGUAUAUUGAGUAUUGGCAGCGCUUUGUCAACAAGCUAUUCGAGCGCAGUUCUAGGCCAAUUGGAAAAGCUUUGGAUCAUCUGCGCAUUGGUUCAGCUGAAGUCAUCCUUCCCCAGGUAGGAGCGAUCCACGAUCCACGGCGCGGAGGCUCGCUCGAUGUUGAAGAUGUAAGAGUCCGCUCCAUGACGCCGGAAAUGAGCUACGAAAUUGUACACGCAUGGAAAAACUGGACCUUCCGGCCGCAGGACUUGGAGGAAACUCUCACCCAAGACAGACUUAAUUGGGAGGAACUCAUGGACAGCAACGAAGAAAAAAGACUGUCAGGUGACUUGUUUCAUUCGAAAAUUACCGGUCCAGUAUCUCGCCCUUGA